This is a messenger RNA of Aspergillus calidoustus, 2184 nucleotides long. NCBI's taxonomy places the organism in Eukaryota, Fungi, Ascomycota, Eurotiomycetes, Eurotiales, Aspergillaceae. The record is from the annotation of a GenBank genome assembly.
AUGUCCUCACGUGCGAUCCGCAAGCUGCAAAAGCUGCAGGACCAAGAGUCGCAGCGAGCACAACAAGAAAGCCAUGACUCAAGCGAAGAUGAAUUCGUCGCAAGACCGACAAAACCGAAAUUGAACGCCUUUGAUCUUCUAAAUGCCGCGGAUGAAGGUGACGAUGAUGAACAGCAGUCAGAUAAUGAACCCGUUGAGGUAGUGGCCGAGCCGAUCCUGGAUGUAUCCCCCACAACAACGACGGAAUCCGGGAAGAAGAAAAAGAAAAAGGCAAAAAAUAAGAAGAAGAAGAAUGCACUGAAACAAAAGCAUGCAGAUGUCAAGUCAGAUGAUGAAUUGGAUGAGAUUGAUCGAGCGUUGGAAGAGCUAGCUGUCCAGUCGAACGGAGACAUAGCCGUCGGAACCCGACAACCCACAGUUGACGAUUCUUUCCCAAAAAAGCCCGAAGACCUUCUCUCUAUUGAGCCCAAGGCCCUCAAUGCGACGAAUGAGAUGCGAAAAUUGUUCGGCAAUGUUGUCUUGGAGAACUUUGAUACGGAUUCUAGCUCGGGUCGAAGGCGGGACAGGGCACGAGAAAUGGUAGACCUAGGCCGCGCCUUGACGGGUAGAUACAGCCCGGCAAGCCGUGGGCAGAGCUUAGGAGGAGUUACGCAGCGCCGUAACAUUUUGUUCCAAGGCAAAGACGAAUGGCCACGAGCUCCUAGUGGUGGUCUUGGGAUGGAAGUGGUAGAAUCACUUCCAAGCGGCGCUACCGUCUAUCGUGUCAUUCACAAUGCUGCCUAUCAAGAUGUUCAGAGGCAGUUUGAACUUUGCGUGGAGUCCAUGGAUCCGCAGAGAAUGAUUCAACUGCUACAGUAUAACCCCUAUCACAUCUCAACCCUCCUUCAAGUGUCGGAAAUCGCGAAGCAUCAAAGCGACUAUGCUGUAUCCGCUGACCUACUCGAACGAGCAUUAUUCAACUUUGGACAUUCUGCUCAUUCUUCUUUUGGAAAUCGGAUAAAAGAAGGAAGAGCUAGACUCGACUUUCUUCAUGCAGAAAAUCGCGAGCUGUGGCUCGUCGGGUGGAGGUAUAUUGCCAACUUAGGAAUGAAGGGAACCUGGAGGACUGCUUAUGAAUGGGCCAAGUUCCUUCUGAGCCUCAAUCUGAACGAUCCUUAUUGCAUAAGGCUCAUGAUUGAUAAUCUGGCGCUGCGUGGCAGAGAAUGGCUCCAUUUCAUCGAACUGUGUACGCAGACGAGACUAAGUACGGAGUGGAAAUAUCUCCCGAACAUUCAAUGCUCCCUGGCGCUGGCUUAUCUAAGGCUAAAUAAGCCUAAGGAGUGUAGGGAGCAGCUCCGCGUUGCAAUGGCUCGUUACCCAUGGGUGUUUUGCAAGAUCGCGCAGGAGCUGGAUAUCCAGCCAAUCCCGAAACGCAUUUGGGGUAAAUUACCGCCCACUGAUGGCCAUGAACUGUUCACCGAACUCUACAUAGUUCGUACCAAGGAUUUAUGGAAUACUCCAGAAGUGGUUUCCCUCAUCGUGGAAGUGGCAGAUACACUAGCGGAGAGGGAUGAGCCCAUUGAGCCACCGGAGAUCAGUCUUGAUAUUGCUCGUCAUGUGGUACUCUCGGAUAUACCUCGCGUUACGACGCAUCUGCCAACACGUUUUGUCUCUGGCCGGAUUUCCGCGUCGGAUCCGCUCCCACCAUACGAUUCAGAAGCAUUUCGACAGCAGUCUGACCCGACCCCGUCUUAUGUGCAACAGAUACCCGAGGCAGGGCGACCUCAGUGGCUUCGAAACCUAUUGGAUCAACUCAACAACGGCGCCAUUCACUUUCCCCGCUUCCGGGCCGGGGGCGGAGAGGAAGCCGGAGAAGAUGAUCCUUUGGAACAAGGACCAAUAGAAGAUCAUAUACUGCCAGCCUCUGGUCCUGAGGAGCAAGUAGUGCUCGAACAGUGGCUUCGUGGUGAUGGAUUGCACAGUCUUGACGCAUUCAUCCGCCAGUAUGGUGUUGACCGGGGAAAUUGGGAUCUCGAGAUUGACUACUCGCCACUACAUGAGUAUGCAGACGCUUUGAAUGCGAUUGAGCCAAACUCUGCCCGACAAAGGUUGCUGGACGGUCCGAUCCGGGAAGCUCUUGGCUCAAUGGUCGUAGGCUUGCUGCAGGAAGAGUUGGAGUUUCUGCGGGCGGGCGGCGAUGAGUGA